AUGCUCACGUAUCGGAAGUCAGAUGAGUUAGAGAUCAUUGGGUAUAUUGAUUCCGAUUAUGCUGGAUGCAAAGAUACUAUGAAGUCAACGUCAGGUUAUGUGUACUUGUUGGCUGGAGGUGUCAUUUCUUGGAAGAGUGCUAAACAGUCCCUCAUAGCAUCUUUCACUAUGGCUGCAGAAUUUAUAACUUGUUAUGAAGCAUCCAACCAAGGAAUUUGGCUGCGAAAUUUCAUCACAGAAUUACGUGUAGUGGAUGGUUUUGAAAGACCACUUAAAUUAUUCUGUGACAAUAAGUCAGCAGUCUUAUAUUCCAAUAACAAUAGGAGCUCAACCAAAUCUAAACAUAUAGAUAUCAAAUUUCUGGCUGUUAAAGAAAGAGUACAGAAUGGACAGUUAUCGAUAGAACACAUCGGGACAAACUCCAUGGUUGCGGAUCCGCUUACUAAGGGAUUGCCACCCAAAUUGUUUCAUGAACAUACUACUCAUAUGGGUGUCGUGUUAUUAAAUGAUGAUCAACUGGUUCGGAAGGGGUCACCCACUGGCAAUUUCUCGGUGUCAGUGGCUUUGGAGGAGCUUCGCCAGAAGAGCAAUGGAUCGCAGAUAAGCAAGUACAUCUGGAGUUCUGCUUUACCAAAGAAGCUCUCUUUCUUCGUCUGGCGUUUGGUGCUCUUGCUGCGGAAGGGCUCGGGAAACAGGGGAACAUCUAUUUGGGUCUGGGCCAGUGGCCUCUUCUAUCUGGGGUCAUUUUGGCAAACAAUUCGGGAUUUUGAGGAGGGGGUUCCACGGGAUUUCCCCCUGCUAAUGUCAUGGUUCUUGUCCCAUCGGAUGGUGAACGAGAACCAUAUACGGGUGAUUAUUCCUAUGGUGGCUCUGUGGUUUAUCUGGCGAGCUAGGAAUCAUACGAGGUUCGAGGGAUCGAGGAUGAGCGCGGAGAGUAUUAUAUGGCAAGUGGGAAACCUAAUAGAGCAAUUGGGGGACUCACAGAAGCUAGGGCGCUUGUUUCGGGGAGACGGGGAUUGUGUCUGGGCUAGAGGGAGGCGUGCGGCAGCAGUGCGGCGGCCUUACCUGGUGGCAUGGGUCAAACCUCUUGCGCAUUAUCUGAAACUGAACACGGAUGCGAGUGUCACUGCAACUGGAGCGUUUGGAGGAGGCGUAGUCCGGUCCAACGAAGGGAAGAUGAUCUUUGCCUUCUACAAGGAGUUCGGGGAGGCGAGUGUGGUACAUGCUGAGGCACUGGCUCUAUUGGCAGGGCUAACCUAUUGUCAGGAAAGGCAUCUAACAGGGGUAAGGGUAGAGAGCGAUUCUGAGGCUCUCGUUCGAAUGGUCGCCUCGGAGGCUUUGGCAUGCUGGCCGCUAUGCAACGCUCUGCGGAGGAUACGAUCUAUACUGACGAAUCUGGAAGCGACACUCAGUCACGUUUAUCGUCAAGCGAAUAUGGUCGCUGAUGCAAUUGCUUCGGCUCAUUUGGGCCACGAUGUGUUGUACAAUGAGGAAGCAUCUCUGCCACGUAGGAUUAAAGUUCUCUUGGGGUUAGACAGGCUAGGGGUCCCAUAUAUCAGGCAUUAG
Messenger RNA from Coffea eugenioides, 1566 nucleotides. RefSeq lists its product as uncharacterized. Lineage: Eukaryota; Viridiplantae; Streptophyta; Magnoliopsida; Gentianales; Rubiaceae. The transcript is spliced from 3 exons. The coding region runs from base 1 to 1566 and encodes 521 amino acids. Gene Ontology annotation, molecular function: RNA-DNA hybrid ribonuclease activity; nucleic acid binding. The record is from RefSeq and is a predicted model, not a curated record.